CAGCCCUUUCCAUCCUCUCCUAAAGCCUCUUACUUUGCGCAUGUACAGGCAAACUGAAAAUUUCAUCGACUCCAAGAUGGCGUUAACACCACUGGCUUGCGUUCUGCUUCUCCUUUCCAUGCAAUGCUACAUCAGCACCUUGGCAGUCAUCCUCAAGACGACGAAUCCUAAACCAUGGGUCAAUGAGUUUGAAUCGAUCGAGCUGUCCUGCAUGAUAGAGUCAAUCUCCACUACUAAUCCCAGAAUAGAAUGGAAGAAAAUUAAGAUGGGAGAGCCCAGUUAUGUAUAUUUCGAUAAAGAAAUAGCAGGUGACUUGGAAAAGAGAGCAAAAAUUCGAGAACCUGCGACCUUGGUCAUUCUCAACGCAACAAGAGCUGACACUGCUGAUUACCGCUGUGAAGUCACUGCCCCAAAUGACCAGAAAUCCUUUGAUGAGAUUUUAAUAUCACUCACUGUAAGAGUGAAGCCCAUCGUGCCCAGAUGCUCCAUACCCAAGUCUGUCCCGGUUGGCAAACCAGCAGAGCUGCAUUGCUUGGAGGAUGAGGGCUACCCGAAGUCCCAUUACCAGUGGUUCCGCAACAAGGAGGAAAUCCCGGAGGAUCCCAAGGGCAGCCCAAAGUUCUUCAACUCCACUUACACCCUGAACGGAGAGAUGGGCACUCUGAAAUUCAGUGCGGUAAGGAAGGAGGACGCUGGAGAAUACUACUGCAGAGCCAGGAAUGAGGCUGGGUUCUCCGAAUGUGGACCACAGAUGAUGGAAGUUUAUGACAUGAACAUUGCUGGAAUCAUCCUGGGUGUAGUGGUUGUGGUGACAGUCCUUCUGUGUAUAACAGUGGGCAUCUUCUGUGCCUAUAAACGUGGCUACUUCACCAGCCAGAAGCAGACGGGAAACAAUUACAAAACUCCAGCAAAAGGAGAUGGAGUGGACUAUGUCAGAACAGAGGAUGAGGGGGAUUUCCGACACAAAUCCUCAUUUGUCAUCUGAGAGGAGGAAGACGGGUGAUGGAAGAGAUGCAGAAUUACGUUGAAAGUUACUGGCGCUAUUAUACCUCGCAGAGACACAAAUCCCCAAAUGAGGACAUCGACGUUGGAGCUGCCAUUGCACGUGCCUCGCUUUACGGCACAGCUGCAACAACACAAUUUGUAUUUGCCAAAGGUGACAAAUAAUCAUGUCUGAUCACUGUUUAAAGACACUAGAUGUUACUUGUUUUAACUUUUACAGCCCCUUUUUUGUAAAAUUUCAGUAGAACCCAAUAUACAGCAAGAAACCGUUUUCCUCAAACUCUUCUGUCAUUUUUAAAACAUUUAUUUUGUACUAGGUAAAUUUGUCAGACUAUUUUUGAUGGAAUAUAUUUUCAGAUGCCUACAGAAAAAAAAUUGUUUUACUUUUUUAAAUAUUUGUAAAAUACUAACCUGGAAGCCAGUACCUUUUUUUUUUUUUGACUAAUUUGGUUGUGAAAGAAACCAUUUCCACCAACUUCA
Messenger RNA from Sinocyclocheilus grahami, 1482 nucleotides. Its product is annotated as junctional adhesion molecule C-like. Gene Ontology annotation, biological process: cell-cell adhesion; cell migration. Gene Ontology annotation, cellular component: plasma membrane; cell-cell contact zone; protein complex involved in cell adhesion. NCBI's taxonomy places the organism in Eukaryota, Metazoa, Chordata, Actinopteri, Cypriniformes, Cyprinidae. Bases 41 to 985 code for a protein of 314 amino acids. The transcript is spliced from 9 exons. Gene Ontology annotation, molecular function: integrin binding; protein heterodimerization activity; protein homodimerization activity. The record is from RefSeq and is a predicted model, not a curated record.